AUGGUCACCGAUAUCCUCUCAUGUUACUUUGAGGCGCAGUACCUCUCCUUCGGCUGCUCCGACGUCACCUUCUCCCGCUACGGCCCCUACUGGCGCCAAGCCCGGAAGAUCUGCGUCUCCGAGCUGCUCAGCCACAAGCGGGUCAACUCGUUCCGACUCGUCCGAAGCGAGGAGAUGAACCGGAUGCUGACUCACCUGUCCUCGUCCGGUUCAGACGAUCCGGUCGACAUGAGCAAGGUGUUCUUCACGUUGGCGAACGACAUCCUCUGCCGAGUGGCGUUCGGGAGGAGGUUUAUCAAGAAGGAAGGACAGAAUCGUCAUUUGACGGGGGUGUUGACGGAGGCGCAGGAACUUUUCGGUGGGUUCUGCGCUGGGGAUUUUUAUCCCGAGUGGCAGUACUGGGUUGACUGGGUGACCGGGUUCAAGAAAAGAUUGGAGAAGAACUUGGAGGAUCUUAGAGAGGUUUGUGAAGAGAUAAUACAAGAACACGUGGAGAGAUCAACGGAUCGGAUUAGCAGUACAAAUGGUGAAGAUUUCGUUGAUGUUCUUCUUCGUGUGCAACAAAGAGAAGACUUGGAAGUGCCUAUUACGGACGAUAAUCUGAAGGCUCUUGUUCUGGACAUGUUUGUAGCUGGAACCGACACGACAUCGGCGGUUUUAGAAUGGACAAUGACGGAGCUGGUCAGACACCCUAGAGUGAUGAAGAAAGCUCAAGAAGAGGUUCGAAAGAUCGUAGGUAGCACUGGGAAAGUGGACGAGAGCCACCUUCAGCAUCUUCAUUACAUGAAAGCUGUUGUGAAGGAGACAAUGCGAUUGCACCCGCCGGUCCCCCUGCUUGUUCCCCGAGAAUCCAUGGAGGACUGUGUUCUGGAUGGCUACGAAAUACCAGCGAAAACUCGGGUACUGAUAAACUCAUACGCGAUAGGAAGGGACCCAAAAUCAUGGGAAGAUCCAUUGAACUAUGAUCCCGAGAGGUUUGAGAAUCAUAACAUGGAUUUUAAGGACCAAGACUUCAAGUUUCUACCAUUUGGUGGAGGAAGAAGAGGCUGCCCUGGAUAUGCCUUUGGCUUAGCAACAAUGGAGCUUGCUCUAGCUCUGCUCUUAUAUCAUUUUGAUUGGGAAUUGCCUCAAGGAGUCGGCGCUGAUGAUGUGAAUCUGGACGAGAUUUUCGGUCUUGCAACAAGAAAGAAGACUCCUCUCAUUCUCGUGCCAACAGCAAACAAAGAUUAUAAGUUUUAAGGGUUUUUAGUGAUGCAUAGCACUGUGUUCCUAUGUUUUAAUUAAUGUCUGUUAAUGUAUUUAUCAUCCCAGUACUAAAACCGGUCAUAUGUAGUCCACAAGAAGAAGCAACAUGAAAAAAGACUAAAAGAAACAGUUGCUUCAUGUAAA
Morus notabilis is the source of this 1389-nucleotide messenger RNA. Its product is annotated as cytochrome P450 71A1. Gene Ontology annotation, molecular function: iron ion binding; oxidoreductase activity, acting on paired donors, with incorporation or reduction of molecular oxygen; heme binding. NCBI's taxonomy places the organism in Eukaryota, Viridiplantae, Streptophyta, Magnoliopsida, Rosales, Moraceae. Bases 1 to 1239 code for a protein of 412 amino acids. The transcript is spliced from 3 exons. The record is from RefSeq and is a predicted model, not a curated record.